This is a messenger RNA of Oikopleura dioica, 693 nucleotides long. NCBI's taxonomy places the organism in Eukaryota, Metazoa, Chordata, Appendicularia, Copelata, Oikopleuridae. The record is from the annotation of a GenBank genome assembly.
AUGCCAAAAGAACUUUACGACCGACUGCAUGUCCCCAAAAUGGCGUGUAAACCGCAAAACUACAGUAAACAUCAAUCAGGCAUAUUCAAAGCCUCUUUCGAGGACGAUAUAGAAACUGUUACGGAGUUCAUUGAGAAAGAAACUCAUCUGAAUAUCCGAAACUGGCGAGGAGACACGCCACUAACAUGUGCCAUACGCGGUCGAGCUGACAAUACAAUCGACUGGUUAUUGGAGAACAAGGCUAGCCCGGAAUUCGGAGGGUGGUUGUAUGAACCGCCAAUCGUAGCCGCUACUGCAAUCAACAACGAGUCCGCAGUAGAAACUCUGCUGAGAAAGGAGAUAGAUGUAGACGGUGUCGACGAGCGUGGCUGGACCGCAGUGUUGAUUGCUGCUAAAGCAGGCUUUUACUCGUUAACGAAGAGGCUCAUCAAUUUCGGUGCAGACUUGAGUCUGCGUUCCAAACAGGGUGACUCUGUCACUUAUUGGGUGGCAAAGAAUAAUUGGGAGGACGUUUAUGAGCGGAUAACGCAAGAGUCAAACUUCAAAUACCUCUUCCAAGAUGCGAUGGAAUUCGCGGAAGAACAAGACGAGGAGCAACUGCCUGCUCUCUUGAAGAACAAGGAUCAAAAUGUGAAUACAAGAAGACCUCCUGCCUCGCCCGAAGGACCGCCUGCCAAAAAAACCUGUCAAUAA